ACGCGGCCGCAGCCGCCUCCCACCCGCGGGAUCUGGGCGUCCGGCCGCCUGCUCCUGCGUCCGUCGGUCGGCGGGGCAGUCUGUCCGCGCACGGAAAGCCCAGCGCCCGGGCGCGCGGCGGCCGCGGGGCCUGGGAGCAAAAGGGCGCGGAGGCGGGACCGCGGCUCCCUCCCACUCCUGGGGGAGCCCGGGAAGCGGCGGUGCUGAAGCGCGAGCCGGGGAAGGAGGCAGAGCAGAGGAGAGGCGGUCGCGAGCACGAGUGGGGUGGGGCGUGCCCACGGGCCCCCGCCCCCCUCGGCCCCCAGCCCAGCUCCAGAGCAGCAGCCCCCGCCCGCCGACCGGGUGUCGCGCCGCGCCCCUCCCCCACGUGCGUCCUGCGACCCCCCCCAGGCCUGCCAGGACCGGGGCUGGAACGCCCCCUGCAGUCCGCAGGAGCCGUCGGGGGGCGGGGCGGGCGCGAGGCCAGGCGAGCAGCCCCGUGGGAGCCGGGCGCGGGGCAGGUCCGCCCCGGGGGCGCAGAGGGCAGGCUGGGAGCCGGGGUGGCAGGCCGUGCGCGGCCGGAAGGAGGACCGGAGACCUAGAGUAGGGGCGGCUGCCCCACUCCCUCACGGGAGCCGAGGGGACCACGGGAUUCACAGCAACGUUUGCUUCUCCCAUCAUCAGACUUGCUCUCCAGAGCAGCACCCCCUUUGCCUGAGACAGCUCUGGGGGGCAGGGGUCCUGGGAGCCUGGAACCCGCCUCACGCUCCUCCAACUGAGGCUUUGCCCGCCCCCCUCGACAGCCCUUGCCACCCCCUGGGGUGAGAGGAAGUUCGUUGCCUGCUGGCAGGCCCAGGAGGAGCUGGGCCCAGCCGUGGUGGGGACUGGCCCCUGAGGCAGCGGCGGCCAUGUCACGGCCCGGCCAGGGCGUGAUGGUGCCGGUGAACGGGCUGGGCUUCCCGCCGCAGAACGUGGCCCGGGUGGUGGUGUGGGAGUGGCUGAACGAGCACAGCCGCUGGCGGCCCUACACCGCCACCGUGUGCCACCACAUCGAGAACGUGCUCAAGGAGGAUGCCCGGGGCUCCGUGGUGCUGGGGCAGGUGGACGCUCAGCUGGUGCCCUACAUCAUCGACCUGCAGUCCAUGCACCAGUUCCGCCAGGACACAGGCACGAUGCGGCCGGUGCGGCGCAACUUCUACGACCCGUCGUCGGCGCCGGGCAAGGGCAUCGUAUGGGAGUGGGAGAACGACGGCGGCGCGUGGACGGCCUACGACAUGGACAUCUGCAUCACCAUCCAGAACGCCUACGAGAAGCAGCACCCGUGGCUCGACCUCUCGUCGCUCGGCUUCUGCUACCUCAUCUACUUCAACAGCAUGUCGCAGAUGAACCGCCAGACGCGCCGGCGCCGCCGCCUGCGCCGCCGCCUGGACCUCGCCUACCCGCUCACCGUCGGCUCCAUCCCCAAGUCACAGUCGUGGCCCGUGGGCGCCAGCUCGGGCCAGCCCUGCUCGUGCCAGCAGUGCCUGCUGGUCAACAGCACGCGCGCCGCCUCCAACGCCAUCCUGGCCUCGCAGCGCCGCAAGGCGCCCCCCGCGCCCCCGCCGCCGCCCCCGGGAGGGCCUCCGGGUGCGCUCUCCGUGCGCCCCAGCGCCACCUUCGCCGGCGCCGCGCUCUGGGCUGCGCCCGCCGUGGGCCCCACCGAGCUGGCGCCGCCCUCCGGGGCGUCCCCGAGGAGCCCGAGCGCCCCCGGCAGCGCGCUCACCCCCGGGCAGAACAACCUCAACCGGCCCGGGCCACCGCGUGCGGCCACCGUGAGCGCGCGAGCCUCCAUCCCGCCUGGAUACCCCUGGAGAGGAAGAGCACUGAGUGGCUGUGUGUCUGUGGUCCCCGCGCUCCCGGUGAAGAACUUGAAUGGUACCGGGCCCGUCCACCCGGCCCUGGCAGGGAUGACGGGGAUCCUGCUGUGCGCCGCCGGGCUGCCCGUGUGCCUGACGCGGGCCCCCAAGCCCAUCCUGCACCCGCCGCCCGUGAGCAAGAGCGACGUCAAGCCGGUGCCCGGGGUGCCCGGCGUGUGCCGCAAGACCAAGAAGAAGCACCUCAAGAAGAGUAAGAACCCCGAGGAUGUGGUUCGAAGGUACACGCAGAAGGUGAAGAACCCACCUGAUGAGGACUGCACCAUCUGCAUGGAGCGGCUGGUCACGGCGUCGGGGUAUGAGGGCGUCCUGCAGCACAAGGGCGUGCGGCCGGAGCUCGUGGGCCGCCUGGGCCGCUGCGGCCACGUGUACCACCUGCUGUGCCUCGUGGCCAUGUACUCCAACGGCAACAAGGAUGGCAGCCUACAGUGCCCCACUUGCAAGGCCAUCUAUGGGGAGAAGACGGGCACCCAGCCGCCCGGGAAGAUGGAGUUCCACCUCAUCCCCCACUCGCUGCCUGGCUUCGCUGACACCCAGACCAUCCGCAUCGUCUACGAUAUCCCCACGGGCAUCCAGGGCCCUGAGCACCCCAACCCUGGCAAGAAGUUCACCGCAAGAGGCUUCCCGCGGCACUGCUACCUGCCCAACAAUGAGAAAGGCCGGAAGGUCCUGAGGUUGCUCAUCACCGCCUGGGAGCGGAGACUCAUCUUCACCAUCGGCACUUCCAACACCACCGGCGAGUCUGACACUGUGGUGUGGAAUGAGAUCCACCACAAGACCGAGUUUGGAUCCAACCUUACAGGACACGGCUACCCAGACGCCAGCUACCUAGACAAUGUGCUGGCCGAGCUCACAGCCCAGGGCGUGUCCGAGGCUCCGGCCAAGGCCUGAGGCCCGAGGCUGCCCACCUUCCUUCCCUCCUGCUUUGCCCCUGGCCCAGCUCACGCCUCCCUCCCCCGGGGCGGAAGGCAAGAAUGAGAGUGUCCUGGUGGCCCAGGCUCAGGGCUGGUUAGGAGCCUGCGGAAAGAUCCAGAAGCAUUCAGGGGAUUUGGCCGGUGGCAGCUGGGAUUAUGGGAGGACGUCAGGCCAGCCAGCGCCGACCCAUAGCUCCCUGCGAGGGAUGUUUUAGGAAGUUCCAGAAACCACAGCGACCUCCCUACCAAAAAGACAGAUCCACCCCCUCACACACAAACAGUUGUGUCUUGUUGAACACAUGCACGCACACACAUGUGCCUCUACUUACCCCCAAACUGGGGGAGAAGACACAGAGGGCCCCCGUGACACCCCGUGUGGAUUCCCAUCUAUGUCUCUAUCCCAUCUGUACAGGCUUGUCUGCAAACAGCAGCCUUCAGGGCAAACCCUCGUGGGCUGCCAGGGCCCCUGGGGGAGAAGGGGGCCGGGGAAGCUCAGUCUCCCUCCCUUGUUUCACCUACCCUUGCAGCAUCACCCAUCUGUGCCACCCAGUGGUGGGCAACUCUGUGCCCCUGGGGUGGGAGCCCCAGUUUGUUGAGCAAUUUCACAAAGUGGGGGAUAGAGAGGGCAACUAGAGGGAUCUUUUGUGCUUGUGUCUUUUCAUCCUUCUGGGACUGUGACCUACUUCUCUCCCCUCUGACCCCCAGGCCGUAUGUCUGUCCCAGAUAAGGGCCCUCUUCUCCCUCCCUCCCCAUCCAUCUUCUUCACCAAAUCACUCCCAACUUUGAGAUCCAGAGGCUGGAGCUUCUGGCUUCUGCAGCGAGAUGAGAAGGCUUAGCGAAGAAGUGGUGAAGGGGCUUAGGCCAGCGCCUUUAAAAAGCAGAGCAGACAGCAAAGGGUCAAUUUUGCUCGCUCUCCGUGGGAGUGGGCAGUGGGUGGCUGAUAGUCUCCCCGGCCAACCAGGGGCCUGUUGCUCAGGCAACUCACCAGCUCCGCCUCUGUUGAUUGGCUGCCACGGUGGAAGUCAGCCAAGAUUUAAAGGGACCAGCAAUUGCUCUUUUGAAAAAGCUACCAGUCCCACUGUGGGUGGAGAAAUAAAUGGUCUUUCUCCUCA
Molecule: messenger RNA, 3918 nt
Organism: Choloepus didactylus (southern two-toed sloth)
Lineage: Eukaryota; Metazoa; Chordata; Mammalia; Pilosa; Megalonychidae
Gene: DTX1
Product: deltex E3 ubiquitin ligase 1
Exons: 11
Coding region: 888-2783 (631 amino acids)
Biological process (GO): Notch signaling pathway; protein ubiquitination
Cellular component (GO): nucleoplasm
Molecular function (GO): ubiquitin protein ligase activity; zinc ion binding
Source: RefSeq, a predicted model, not a curated record